GUUCUAGGCGGAAGAACUCAAACAGAAAAUAUGUGAGCUCUCUCUUCCUUUUUCAAUAUAUUCUGGUCAGGCGGCAAGGCUCAACGAUAUUACUUGUGACUAAAUUUAACUCCGUAGAAUCGGAAAACAUAACAUUCUUCCUUCAACUGCGUGUAUAUAUAAGUAUGCACGAGAGCAUAAUCAUGGGGUUGCAGUCAAAUCCAAAGAAGUUGAAGAGAGAUCAAGGGAUAAGGCAAAGAUCACCAUCAUAGAUAAUCAUGAAGAAAGAGACCUCUGGUUCUCUGGGGGGGUAUAUAAAGCAUGCGAUAGCGUCCUGGUUCCUGGGCUGUAUGGGGAUGAACAACAAGAAGGAAGAGAAGAUGGACUAUAAUAAUAAGACGGCGAAAAGAUGGAGACAGCUCAGCGGUGAAACUCACUGGAAAGGCAUCCUCGACCCUCUCGACCUAGACCUGCGCAGAUGCAUUAUCCACUACGGCGAAAUGGCACAAGCCGCAUACGACACUUUCAACACGGAGAAGAAAUCGAAGUUCGCCGGAAGCAGCCGGUACGCCAAAAGCGACUUGUUCGCAAGGGUGGGUUUGGAGAAGGGGGAUGGCCAUCCCGUCAAGUAUUGCAUCACCAAGUAUCUGUACGCGACGUCGGAGAUCGACGUGCCGGAGGCGUUCAUAGUGAAGUCGUGGUCGAGGGAGGCGUGGAGCAAGGAGUCGAACUGGAUAGGGUUUGUGGCGGUGGCGACGGACGAGGGGAAGGCGGCGAUGGGACGGAGGGACAUAGUGGUGGGUUGGAGAGGGACGGUGCAGACGUUGGAGUGGGUUAAUGAUUUUGAGUUCAUUUUGGUGUCUGCUUCAAAAGUGUUUCAAAGGGACACUGAUCCCUUGUUACACCAAGGUUGGUACUCUAUUUACACAUCCGAAGACCCUCGUUCUCCCUUCAAUAAGACCAGUGCCAGAAACCAGGUUCUGAGCGAGAUCAGAAGAUUGGUGGAGUUAUACAAGUACGAAGAAAUAAGUAUAACUAUAACAGGGCACAGCUUAGGAGCAGCACUGGCGACACUGAGCGCAGCGGAUAUAGUUGCAAAUGGCUUUAACGCACCCAGAGAUCAACCUUCAAAUUCAUGUCUAGUCACGGUCUUCGCAUUUGCUAGUCCUCGUGUGGGAGACCUAAACUUCCAGAAGCUUUUCUCAAAGUACAAGGAUCUUCGAGUCCUACGCAUUCGAAAUGAACUAGACAUCGUUCCAAACUACCCUCUGAUAGGCUAUUUUGACGUUGGGGAAGAACUGAAGAUCGAUACGAGAAAAUCAAAGUACUUGAAGACCCCUGGGAAUGCAUCGAGCUGGCAUAACUUGGAAGCUUAUUUGCAUGGGGUGGCGGGAACGCAAGGAAGCCAGGGAGGGUUCAGGUUGGAGGUGAAUCGUGAUAUUGCGCUCGUGAACAAAUCUUCGGAUGCUUUGAAAGAGUUUCUUGUUCCUGCGGCCUGGAGAAUUGAGAAGAACAAGGGUAUGGUACAACAGCUUGAUGGAUCUUGGAAGUUGAUGGAUCAUGAGGAGGAUGACUUUUGAUGAAUAUCUGAGAUGGAUCAUCAUCACAAAGCUGGAAAAAUAAAAAACUCAGCACACUAUGGAUCAGAUUCUUUCUUUCUUUUCUAAGCCUUCCAUUAUUCUGUUUUACCCUUCGCGGCUAAAAUAAUUUCACCCAUAUGUUUCUGCAUAAGCUUCAGCUACACCAUAUCAGUGUAAGAAAUGAUCUUGAAAGAUAUCGAUUACUUGUCUCGUUGGUUUCCUAAUCUAUUUAUAAGUGGGGGUCA
This is a messenger RNA of Neltuma alba, 1804 nucleotides long. RefSeq names its product phospholipase A1-IIgamma. The transcript has 2 exons. NCBI's taxonomy places the organism in Eukaryota, Viridiplantae, Streptophyta, Magnoliopsida, Fabales, Fabaceae. The coding region runs from base 258 to 1559 and encodes 433 amino acids. The record is from RefSeq and is a predicted model, not a curated record. Gene Ontology annotation, molecular function: glycerophospholipid phospholipase A1 activity. Gene Ontology annotation, biological process: lipid metabolic process.